This is a messenger RNA of Cucurbitaria berberidis CBS 394.84, 739 nucleotides long. RefSeq names its product DUF1960-domain-containing protein. NCBI's taxonomy places the organism in Eukaryota, Fungi, Ascomycota, Dothideomycetes, Pleosporales, Cucurbitariaceae. The record is from RefSeq and is a predicted model, not a curated record. The transcript is spliced from 3 exons. Bases 94 to 438 code for a protein of 114 amino acids.
UACGACACGAACACACGAGCAAUCACAUCAUUCCCUCUUCCAAAGUCAUCACCAAACACACCGUAACCCACCACAACUUCAGAAUUAGCAAAUAUGGCCCGUGGAAACGCAGCUCAGAGCCAGGUCUUCUACAAGGGUAGCUCAGGCGACGUCUUCACCGUGUUCGUCGAGAGCGAAGAGGCGGUCAAGAAGUGGAAGGAGGAUUCCAGCAUCCCUCUUGCCGAAGUCGUUGCGGGAUGGAAGAUCCUGAUUCCUGAGCAUGGAAAGCAGGGCAUCCUGAACACGGCAAGCAAGAGCCAGCUCGAGAACGAGUUUGGCACCACGAAUGAGGAUGAUAUUGUCAAGAAGAUUAUUCAGCAGGGCGAGGUACAGUCCUCGGAGAACGGCGAGCGCCAGGGCAGCACGAACGACUCCAAGGGCUCUCUGGCCGGCCACUAAGUGGCUUCUUCACAUCUCGACUUCUUACGACUUCGAUACGACCUGAUGAGCAAUUAUCGCGAAUACAGAUUUGCUGAGCCUGGAAGUCGGCUAGCAUGCAUAUGGAUAGGGAUGACCUCUGCUGAGAUGCGAGGCUACCCGUCAAUUUGAUAGGGAUAUCUAUUGAAAUGAAAACAUUUGCGUACAUACUAGAUGCUGUCCAGUCCCGAGCUGAAUUUACUGUGAGGACAUUACUAAGGAAAUCGCUCUGAUACCGACAGCGUGAGGCUUCACUACUCUUCCAACAGCUCGAGCUCAGCCU